This is a messenger RNA of Closterium sp. NIES-65, 2022 nucleotides long. NCBI's taxonomy places the organism in Eukaryota, Viridiplantae, Streptophyta, Zygnematophyceae, Desmidiales, Closteriaceae. The record is from the annotation of a GenBank genome assembly.
AUGAGGGAAGCAUCGAGCCGCCUGUGCUCUGUCACCCGGCCCAUCCAUGCCCGCGCAUGCAUCCCGCCCCCCACUCCCUCACCCUUCUCCUCCCUCACCCUUCUCCUCCCUCACCCUUCUCCUCCCUCACCCUUCUCCUCCCUCACCCUUCUCCUCCCUCACCCUUCUCCUCCCUCACCCUUUCUCCUCCCUCACCCUUUUUCCUCCCUCACCCUUUUUCCUCCCUCACCCUUUUUCCUCCCUCGCCCUUUCUCCUCCCUCACCCUUUUUCCUCCCUCACCCUUUCUCCUCCCUCACCCUUUCUCCUCCCUCACCCUUUUUCCUCCCUCACCCUUUUUCUUCCCUCGCCCUUCUCCUCGCUCAUCCCUCCCUACUAUGACCCCUGACAGGGCGUUGAGGGAGGAGGUGGCGGCGAUAGCGGCGCUGAAGCAGGCCAUUCGAGACAAGCUGCACGUGCUGCAGGUGGACGAGGCAAGCAUGAUGGAGAUCCUUGUGCAGGCGGACGCCCCUCCCAUCCCUCCGCCAUGGCCCCCAUGGCCCAUUCCCAAGCAGGUGGACGAGGCGAGCAUGAUGGAGAUCCUUGCGCUGGCGGACGCCCAGCAGCCGCCGCUGCUGAUUCCCAUGUCCCCAUUGCCAUGUCCCCAUUGCCAUGUCCCCAUUGCCAUGUCCCCAUUGCCAUGUCCCCAUUGCCAUGUCCCCAUUGCCAUGUCCCCAUUGCCAUGUCCCCAUUGCCAUGUCCCCAUUGCCAUGUCCCCAUUGCCAUGUCCCCAUUGCCAUGUCCCCGUUGCCAUGUCCCCAUUGCCAUGUCCCCAUUGCCAUGUCCCCAUUGCCAUGUUCCCAUUGCCAUGUCCCCAUUGCCAUGUCCCCAUUGCCAUGUCCCCAUUGCCAUGUCCUCAUGACCCCAUGCCACCCAUGUCCCCAUGCCACCCAUGUCCCCAUUGCCAUGUCCCCAUGACCCCAUGCCACCCAUGUCCCCAUGCCACCCAUGUGGACGAGGCGAGCAUGAUGGAGAUCCUCGCGCAGGCGGACGCCCCACCCGCCGUCAGAGCAGCCGCUGCUGCUGCUGAAGCGCACAUGCACAGGGGCGCUGGGGGAAGUGGAGAUGGGGGAGGGGGCGCGGAUUGGGGCGGGGAAGAAGGGGAGGGGGCGGGGGAGGAGGAAGGGGAGGAGGAGAUGAGUCUGGACGAUCUGGUGGCUGGGCUGGCGGAGGAACUUGAGAGGGAGAUGGGGGGUGGCGGGGGGCAUGCAGCGGGGAAGGAGUGGGGGAAGGUGGGGGAGGAGGAGGAGGGGGAGGAGGGGGAGGAGGAGAUGAGUUUGGAUGAUCUGGUUGCGGGGCUGGCGGAGGAACUGGAGAGAGAGAUGGGGGGCGGCGGAGGAACUGGAGAGAGAGAUGGGGGGCGGCGGAGGAACUGGAGAGAGAGAUGGGGGCUGGCGGAGGAACUGGAGAGAGAGAUGGGGGGCGGCGGAGGAACUGGAGAGAGAGAUGGGGGGCGGCGGAGGAACUGGAGAGAGAGAUGGGGGCUGGCGGAGGAACUGGAGAGAGAGAUGGGGGGCGGCGGAGGAACUGGAGAGAGAGAUGGGGGGCGGCGGAGGAACUGGAGAGAGAGAUGGGGGCUGGCGGAGGAACUGGAGAGAGAGAUGGGGGGCGGCGGAGGAACUGGAGAGAGAGAUGGGGGGCGGCGGAGGAACUGGAGAGAGAGAUGGGGGGCGGCGGGGGGCACGGGGGUGGUGGGGGGCACGCGGAUGCAGACAGUGGGGGAGGAGGAGCGGAUGAGUUUGGAUGAUCUGGUGGCUGGGCUGGCGGAGGAGCUUGAGGGAGAGAUGGAGGGCGGGCAUGGGGCAUGUGGGCGGGCAUGGGGCAUGUGGGCGGUAGGGGGCAUGUGGGCGGGCAUGGGGCAUGUUGGCGGUAGGGGGCAUGUGGGCGGUCGGGGGCAUGUGGGCGGUCGGGGGCAUGUGAAGGGAUUUGAGAAUCAUGUUGGGGGACACGCGGAUGCAGGCAAUGGGGGAUGGCGAUUGGAGUAA